UCCCUCCCGCUUGCUUGCCUGCCUGUCUCAAAAUCACUUCCAUGUGCCAGCUGUUAUGCAUAUGAUGUAAACUUGCACUUGUUGGCAUUAACAGUGGUAUGUGUUUUGGAGUAAUAUCUUUUCGUCUAGAGUGCUAUAUUUAAUUAGAGGAAAGACCUUGAAUCUGUGAGGGUUUUAUCCUUGCCAAGACUCUUUGAAUGUGUCUCCAAACGUGCUUUCGUGACAUUGAAAAGCGGUGUAUAUAUAUAUAUAUAUCGGCAUUAUUUUUUUUCAGAAAUAUUUUAAGAUGAAGCGUGGUGGGUGUGGCGUAGCAAAGAACCAAAGAAAAGACUUUGUAGAUAUUUAUUAAGUGAAUAAAGAGAGAUAUUGGAAAAAAAAUAUAGUGAAUAUUAAAUAAGAAACUGAGAAUGUCCUGUUAUACACUGCCUGCUAAAGUAGUCGAAAGUUGGAAUAAAGAAGAAAAAUUGGCUUGUCCAGAUGACUUUCUCACGAGGCCUGAGUCUGAUUUUGGGUUUGCAAGAUUCUUACAAGAUGGAGUAAUGGCAGCCACACUCUGUGGGUCCCCUAUGUACAUGGCUCCUGAAGUCAUUAUGUCACUGCAGUACGAUGCCAAAGCUGACCUUUGGUCACUCGGAACAAUAGUAUUCCAAUGCCUGACCGGAAAGGCACCAUUUCAAGCCCAGACGCCACAGGCUUUAAAACAGUUUUAUGAAAAGAAUGCAAAUUUAGCUCCAAGAAUACCUUCUGGUACAUCACCAGAGUUAGUAGAUCUCCUGAUGGGAUUGCUGAAGAGAAAUGCUAAAGACAGGAUGGAGUUUGAAACCUUCUUCAAUCAUCCCUUCAUCCGCAUGGUAGAUUCUUCAGCACAGAAACCUUCCGUAGCAACUGGCUCUCCGUCUGUGCCUGUACGUUCGCCCUCACCUGCCCCCGCAACUACGCCCAAGCCCGUCAGUCGUGGAGGGGCAUAUGCCCAUCAUACACAACCUUCCCCCAGUCCUCCAGUUGGUUUCUGCAAAACAGGUAACCUUCCACCAUCUCCUGAGGAACUUCGUAUGAGUGUUGAUCAACGUAGUGCCGGCGACUUACCCACAGCCUCCCCAGCUAGUGCCACCACCACUCUUCCCAGACCUACCCCAGUACCCAGAACAAACAAUGCUCCAGCCCCAGAAGAGGCUGAGGACUUUGUGAUGGUGCCAGCUCAACUGCCAAGUGAGCCUGAACCUUCUAGAGGUGCACAAGGGUGGGGUGGUCGUGCAAUAAGCAAGGCAGCAGGAGGUAUUAUGUACCAGAAAAACCAACCCCAGUAUGGCCCUCUAACGCCCCAGGUGCCCACAUCACCCCGGCCCUCACACCUCCCAGUGCAAGGUGGAAGCAGUGGCAGCACACACUCAAGCAGCAGUAGUGAGUCGUGCCGUUCUGGAGAGCCUGUACCUGUGCCAUCUCAGAGAGCCACCUUCCACCAGAUGACCUCCUCAGGAUCUUCAGACCAAAUAUCUGCCACACUGCAACCUGAAUCUCCCAGACACCAUGGUAUUCCCACCAACAGACCAUCACCACCUCCUCGUUCGCAGCCCAUCAACAUGCGGAGGGUGUCUGAUCAUAGAGCCCCUGAUGUUGCUUCCUUGUCUCCACCAGCUGUCCAGUUCACAAUAGGCACACCUCCUAUGGGUGGGCGCCGGAGAUCCACAUCAGGAAGCUCCUACUCCACUACACCUCCAACCACUGCUGCUGCCACAGGUAACAACCAGGUGGUCCCAGGUGGGCGCCUCACUCCCACCAACUCUCCUUUGCGCCAGUCUGGACGACGUACACCUCCCCACUUGCCUCCCCAAAUGUUCUCAGCUCCCCCUGUGCUGCCCCCCAUCCUGGGCUCUCCCACAAAACUAGGGCUUGGUCAGGAUAACCCUGCUGGCGACAUCUGUGGCAACACCACCCUCACUGCCCCGCACCGUGCUAUUACACUUCCUGAAAUGACCUCUGUAUCACGUGACCCCUUUACUGGAGGGUCCCAAGAUAUGAGUGUAGAUGGCAGUGGACUCCAGCGAUCCCGCACAGAGUCGCACCUCCUGGAGUGGCAGGCACAGGCACCCAGUCCACCACAUCCUGGCAGACAGCUGGUUCAGUAUGGUCAGUCUGCACCAGCUUUUCUCUUGCAAGGGACAGCUCAGGCAGAGGGAGAUGACACUGUUGCCUUCUAUGCUCCACCUUUGCACCAGGAAACCCUUAUGGAGCGAGAGCACAAUGAGACGCUGGCUAAGCUGAACUUCGUUUUGGCCUUGGUUGAUUGUAUCCUUGAAUUGGCUCGCUCUCGAGCAGCACCUAUCACUGCCUUACGACAGAAUGCAGCUAUGAGAGAUUCUGUUUCAGGUUCACCAAAAGACACAGAAGGUUCAGCACUUGCAUCACCACCCCCAGAGUGGCAGCGGCGUGCAGAGCAGCUUGUGCUGUAUGUCCGGGCUUUGCAACUGCUCUCCUCAGCGCUCACACUUGCAAAACAUGAAAAGAGCACAAGUAGACUUCAGCCAUCUAAUGCCGUAAAGAAUGUUGUGGGUGUGCUGAGUGAACGUUUUCGCCAAGCCCUGGGUGUGUGCAAGGAGCUGAAUAGUGCUGGAACAAUUACUUCAGUAGAUCCAAGAACAUCUACUGUUACUGCUGAUAAACUUAUUUAUAAUUAUGCUAUUGAAAUGUGUCAAAGUGCUGCCUUGGACGAACUGUUUGGAAAGCCUGAGGAGUGUUUCCGCCGCUAUCAGACUGCACAAAUUCUCCUCCACGCCUUGGCUCAGCAAGUGGCUCACGAGUCUGACCGCUCACUACUGACACGCUACAAACAGGCCGUGGAAAGACGAUUAUUUCUCCUUCAUGAACAAGGUGUAGUUCAUGCGUACACCACAAAUGAAGCGUAGGCACAGGAGAAAGGUUAAGAGAAGUGGUGUGCGUAUGCCCUAAUUAAUUAUUAAGAAAUGGUUAAUUUCUUUUUUGAGUUUAGAACUGGGACUUUGUAUUUCAAUACAAAUGUUUGAAUUACCUUUUUUUUUUUUGUUUAAGAGGAAUUAACCCAUAAAGUUGAAGUUCAUAGCAUUUUCUAGAAAUGGAUUGGGGAAGUGGAACAGAGGUGAUCAGACAUUCAUUCAUUGUGAUCAUAGACCAUUAAAAGGCUUCAUACUUACCAUGCUCAAUCUUAUUGGUGAUGAAUAUUUGGAAGACACACUAAAAUCCAAUUGAAGCUCACUGUCAGGGUGAAGGAAUUUUAUUGUUGAUAUUUUCUUAUGAUUGGGUUACAGUUAUGACCAUCCUCCCUAACUGAUUAUCAUUAAAAAAUAAGAAUGCAAGCAUUAGAGGGUGGGCAUAAGGUUUAUCCUAUUACCCCCCCUCACACACACACACACACACACACACACACACACACCCCUCUCUAUCCUCCCCUCACACAAACCUCCCCUCCCUUCCUACACACAUGUACAUACAUAUGUUCCCACCUAUUCAUUCAUACCUUAAUAGUUUUUCAUUUGGAAUAUGAGAGCAUGCUCUGAUCUCCACUUUGGUAUAGUGUGCACAUAUAUAAACUGAAAUUUGUAUUUUAGUUUGUCUACAUUUCACUGUCUCAAUCACCGAGCAUAUCACAUGCCAAUGUUGGAGGCAAGUGUGGAAGAAAUCUUGAGAUUCGAACAGCAAUGUGACCCUAGAAGAAGACAAAAAAGUCAGAGCAUCCAGAAAUGUGAUCUUCCUUUGUGGUCUGUCAGAUUUUCAAAAUAGUAUUUUUUUCACCUUUUUUUUUUUUCUACUUCGCUUGGAAUGAAAAUGUUUGUAAAAGAAGGUAGUAAAUAGGGCAGUGCAACUAAUCAUGCCUCAUGUAAUUAGCAAUGUUCUAUGUGCUUUAUAUAUAUAUACACACAUAUAUACAUAUAUGAAUAUUACUCCUCAAGCAAGCUCUGGUUGGAGAUGUUAUACAUGUUUUUAUUAACAACCAAUUCCUCUGUGUUUGUAGCCUUGUUCUAAACAGCAGUUAUCGGCCUGAGAAGAUCAUGGUACAAAUUUUUUUCCCCAUAGCAACACAUUACUACCAAAAAAUUUGUGGACCUCCCUAGUGUUUGUUCAAGUAGCAUGCAGAACUGUUCGUCAAUCAUUUAUAAAUUGGGAACGUACUUCUUACAGCAUGGUCAAUUCAGUAUUUACAGUUGCUUGUUGAGAAUAAUGUUUUGUGGAGUAAUUGAUGUGUGGGAGAUUAUAGGGCACAUUAUAACUGGUUUUCAAGGGAACAGUCAUUCUGUAUGGAUGCCAUCUUCUGGUAAUGCUUCACUGUUACAGCAUACGUAGCACAGACAGUCAGUAGAUAUACUUUUUUUUUUUUUUUUUUUUUUUUUACAAAUAUUAAAAAGGAAUAAAAAAUAUGGCAACCAGAGGUUAUAUGUGGGCAGUGUUUUCCUCUUCAAACAUGUGAAAUAGUUGAGCAGAUAGUGUAGCCAUUCACUGUUCUGACAUUGGGAAGUGUUGUGUGAAUCAAGUGCUUGCAAAUAACUUUACAAUACUCCUGAUAUCGUGCUCAGUUUAGUCUGCCAUUUUGGGCCAGCCUUAUGGCCUGUGUUUGAGUGUUCCAUUUUCUCAUGGAAUUGGAAUUAUUACCAGAAGUUUGUAUUUUUUUUUCUCUUUCAUUUGAAUUUGGUGAUUGUAUAUAUUUUUUAUUUCAAUUAUGCUAUUGUUGGUAGAAGUAGCAUUGUAUACUUAUUGAUAUAUGCAAAGAAAGUGGCAGUAAAGGACUUGGCCUUUGCAGUACUUGGUUUGUACUGCUAGCAGAGGUGUAGUUGACUAUUUAUAUUUGUUACAAGCAAAAAAAUACAAAAUACAAAAUAAAAAUAAUUUCCAGUUUAGUAUAGAUCGAGAAUUUGAAAUGCUGUAGAGUAUAGUUAUGAUUUUCUUAUGUUUCAAGUAAAUUGAUUGGAAAGGGGAAAAAAAAAGAAACUAUUUUGUUUAGCUUAUCUCAAUACAGUGUUUUCCUCAUUGAGAAGGCAUGCAAGUAUCCUGACCUUGUCUAUACCCGGUUACUCUAAUUACUUAACAAACUUCACAAUGUUUUGCCUUUUUUCUUUUGUCUUUCAUAUCUUAUAACAAUUACUCAGGAAAAAAUAGCUUAAGAUUUGAUUGCCACAAAGUUUUUGUUCUGUGAGUGUGUGUGUGUGUGUUUUUUAAAUCAGUUUGUUUCUCCUUUUUGUAGGACUUGCUUGCAGAGCUUGUUUAAGUUUUAUUUUUAUCUUUUUGUUUACAUAUGAUAUGAUAUGAUGAUCUUGUAUAUGAGGGAUGUACUUAUUCAAAAAUGGAACACUAACUUCCCACCUCAACUCAACAGCCUAUGCAGUGAUAGUCAGUAAGAUCCUGCUCAGACUGUAGUUAUGUAUGACUGUGGAAAUUCGAGCCACGUAUAAUAAACUCCGGCUCAAAUUAGGUUUCAUGUUAUACAUUGGGUUUAACCAUAUUUUUUGUUUGGGUCAGGAAAAUGUUUAAGAAAAUGUAUCUCUGAUAUUGCAUGAUUCCAUUAUAUAACUAUCUACCACGUUUAUGGAGUUAUUAAGUAAGGGAAAGCGGUCUUUUACAGUGAUACAGUGACUUUUUUUUUUUUAUUUCAAAACUUCUGCAAAGCGAUGGAAAUCAUGCCCCUGUGGUUUUCUUUUUUUUUGUCUAGUCGUACAACACGAACCCCGUGGCAGAAUAAGCUCCAGUUCAAUUGGAAUCUUUGAGAAAUAAUAAUCCAGUAAACAUGCUGGUCAUAUUAAUAAGGCUUAAUAAAAUCUCAAAUGAUAAGUGGUAAAUUGGAUGCAGGACAUUGAGAAUAUAUGAAGAUAAAUGGAAAUGCCUGCAGCUAUAGCCAUAUACACGCAUAUGACAUACAUAACUCUUUCACACAUACAUUCAUGCUUACACCCUUACAUUAUGUAUAUGUGCAUUGAUUUGUUUAAAAGUGUGUAAAUUACACAGUCAGUAUUUUUUUUUUUUCUCUCUCUCUCUAAGGAUGUAAUCCACUUCUGGUAAGAAUAUUUUAAGUUUAUAAUUUGUUUAACACUUUCUAGUCGAUUAAUUUGCGUGUGGGCAUUUUGGGUGGGUAUGCAUAUUUGUCCUGGUGUCAUCAUCCACUUAUAGACACUAUAGUUCUGUCAGUCCAUAUCAUAAUUCAAGGGAUAUCUUGUAUAUCCUUCAAGAUCUCGCACUUAGUUCUUAGUCUGUUGUUGACCUUUAAAUAAGGAAUGUGAGGCAACUGUCAAGAGCCAAGAGUUGUCGUGAUAGUGCAUUUCUGAUAAACAAUGCAUAGUUAGGUUUCGAUAAUUUGUUUGGCAGUUCUGUUGGUUAUUUGAAGACUGAAGUUUUCUAACAUGGCUGAGUUACAUAUAUAUAUGUGUCAUUUCUCAUUGGAUGUUGAACUUCACAGUUCCUGUUAUCAUUCUAUCAUAAACAUACUUCUUCAUGUGACUGCAGUCUUGGACAAAUUCCCAUCUCACAAGACAGGCCAAUGCCACCAUGCUUAAUAGAUUUAUGAUUUAAGCAGUGACAUUGGCCAUUGCCUUGGCGCCUGCCAACCACAGCAUCUGUGAUCUGUUUGUUUUUACGUUAGUGAGAUUUUUUACAAGGUGACUCAUUGCAUUACUGUAAGAGCUGCAAGAGCGAAAUAUUGCAUAACACUGUGUAUAGGAGAUACGCAUUUCUCAUUACAAUGCUGCUAUGUAUGUGUUUAUUUCUGUGCUUUUUAUUUAAUUCUUGAAUACAUGAGGAUAAGUUGGAUAGUCAGUGUGAUGGCUGACUAAUCAGCUAGAGGAUGUGAGGAUGCAAGUGGUGCAUGGGUGAACUCUGCUGGGGCAGCUGAUAGUCCCCAGUUCUAGACAGUAGUUGUUUGUUAAUACAGAGUUUGACCCAGGCUCUGUAAUAGAGUGUUGGCACACUGCAGUAUUACAAGACCCUGAAAAGGAUAUUCUUACAAAUUCUGUAAGAUUUGAAAAGGAUUGGCUUAUUUGUGUUUGGUCAAACAUGAACUGAUAUGAAGUCAGCUGUUCCUGUUUUGCCAAUUGCAAAUUGUGCCUAUAAUUGUACAGAUUAUAGUCGAAAAAAAAAUCUUAUUUUAAAAAUUAUAAAAAAUAUCAAAACAUUAAAAAAACAUAGUAUGUUUUACUGCUGUAGUGGCAGGGCAUAAUGCAGGUCCUGUAAUACACUAGAUGCCUUUAUGUACAUGUGAAGCAGAUAAAACAGCAUUGUGUAGAGUAUGGUAUGUAAAGUGGGCAGUUUCUUUGUGGUAUGACCCUCUCUUUAGUUGCCUCCAGUCAUAUGCAAACGAACAAAUGUUAGCUUGUGACAAGAGUAGAUAGGGCUGUUUAUUGUUAGAGAGGUUAUACUUGUACAGAAAUGGCUCCACAACCUGUUUGUGUACAUAUAUGAUGAUGAUACAGGUAACAUUAUUUACUCUUGCAACUAGUACAAUGCCCUGCAAGGGCUGUCAUUUUAUAUUCUUACUAUAAACACAAUAGAGCAAAAGAAAAGUCAAAUAAAAAAGAAAGUCA
Molecule: messenger RNA, 7535 nt
Organism: Penaeus chinensis
Lineage: Eukaryota; Metazoa; Arthropoda; Malacostraca; Decapoda; Penaeidae
Product: serine/threonine-protein kinase ULK2-like
Exons: 13
Coding region: 408-2903 (831 amino acids)
Biological process (GO): peptidyl-serine phosphorylation; protein autophosphorylation; autophagy
Cellular component (GO): autophagosome; cytoplasm
Molecular function (GO): protein serine/threonine kinase activity; ATP binding
Source: RefSeq, a predicted model, not a curated record